Molecule: messenger RNA, 429 nt
Organism: Talaromyces marneffei
Lineage: Eukaryota; Fungi; Ascomycota; Eurotiomycetes; Eurotiales; Trichocomaceae
Exons: 2
Coding region: 1-429 (142 amino acids)
Source: RefSeq, a predicted model, not a curated record
AUGGGCGAGAAAACAGACCAUCUUCCUUUUAAACCCGCCCAAGACAGCAACAGCAAUGACAAAGACUUUGAUCAUCGCUAUGAAGCCCUCGUGGCUGCAUCAGCAAACAUGGCUCUGACCAUGCUACAUCGUGGCAGAUUCCUCGAGGAUGAGCUCAGUCGUGCGUUUAAUCAUGUUCGCACGAGCAAUGAGUUCUUGGAAAAGUUUGUGCAGUUGCUUGGGUCGACUGAUGAGAAUCGAGAUGAUGGGCAGGGGCGUGCUGGGUCGUGGAAGGAGGUUGCCGAGCGUGUCAAGUCUGCUGUGAAAGGGGCUGGUCAACGUGACGAUGAUAUUGAAGGUGGACAAGAUGAUUCUGAGAAGGAGGGGUCAAUUGUGGUUAAGAAUGAGACGGGCGAGUCGGUCGGUGAACCUUCAAAUGAGGAGGAAUGA